UUUUUUUGUUGUUGUUGUUUUUUUCGUGUUCGUGGUGCGUGUGUGACGCUUAAAAGGAAAUCAUGAACGGGAAUUUCGAAGAGAAGAAAACUUUCAUCGACUUUGGUUUUUGCUGAGCAUCAACAAACCCGUUUUCUCAAAUUCGCCUCGGGGACGUCAGUUUUCUAUGACGGAUCUCGGAGGGAGACUCAAAGGCUAUUGAAAUUGGGUGAGGCGGUAGAGUAAGAGUCACGCGACCUGUAAAAUGAUGUUCUGUUCUUUCAGUAUGUUGCUCCGAGAGAGAAAAGAAAAGGAAAUGGAUUUUUAAGGUCAAGGACAUGCUAGAGGCGAUGGAUUUUUUUCUUUUCGAUACAGUCGUCUUUGCUAGAGGCUCAUCUUGAGAAAGAAGUGUUCACAAAUCAGUACAGCUUCGUGUGACGUAACGGGAGACCAAACCUGAGAAAGACAAACGGAGAAGCGAGGCCUCCACCUCUCCACCUCUCUUCCCUUUCGUCCACUCGUAAUUUGAUAAGACCGAUCGAUUCCCAAGGCACCCUCCCUUCCCCCUGACACUCCAUUCAAGGACACACUCCGCCAGCACCUUGGCUCAAGUUCUCCCUUAAAGAGUUUAUUAGGCCCCGGAGAAAGUGAUGGUUGGAUGACCCUGCAGGGUGUCUUUGAGGAAGCAGGUGUAAACAGGUGAUAGCCUGACUACAUUCAGAAUGCAGUGGAUGGGGGGGUCGUGUUUACUUAGUGUUUACCUGUGCGGAGGUACCUCGUGGAUUUUUCUUUCAAUUUCUUACUCUCCUGCCGCUGUCUUGUUGAGGCUUUAUGGUGAGAGUGCUGGCGUGCAAACACUUCAGAUCAGGUAGCCAUGACAGUGUGGAGGGAAGGAGGGAGGGUAGAGGAAAGGUGAGGGUGCCUGAAAUAGGAGGAAGAGCUUGCCAGGCCGCCGAGUGCCUCUCGUGGUGGUGUUUUCAUACUGGCGGCUUCCGCCAGGUGGUGGUGAGUGACAGUGGCGUUGCCGCGAGGCCGUGAGGAAUCACCGACCAAGGCUGAGGAGCAUUGCGUCAGCUGGCACAGCAAGCAGCACCAUCACCUCACUAGGACUCAUAUCAGAACUUGUUGUGAUAUAUGGAGGACAGGAACUGAAUGAUGAAUGCGGCACCCGAGCGGGACUUGCAGGUUUGAGCCACAGGGCGGCGCUGGCCCCGCCGCAGGUCAGACGUCGCUGAGCCGCGCGAGGGAGCAGACGCCCCCGUCCCUGCCACGUGGUUCCUGGCUCACCCAGGCUUAGGUGAGCCGCUCACCUCCUGCCGCACAGACGCACCUCGGGAUUACUGUACAGGUGUCUGGUAGCUCGUCAUGACCCUCCUCGUCUAACCGGGUAUCAGGUUGAACGUCACUUAUCCGGCCUCGCCACAAAGACUACCUCAUCCCCGCCGGGAGCACCUCCAGGGCGGAAUGAUCACUCGGGACGCAGGGACGUUCUCAGCUACCCAGCUGCUGUCCCCAUUAGGCGGCGCUCUCACCCACUGAGCCAUUCACGUCAUCAGGGACGCCCUUGCCUAGCGCUCACCCACAGGCUCUCCCUACCAAGACCCCAACGCACUCAUCCAGCCUCCCCCCACGCACACCGACAGCACCCUACCAAAUAUUCCGCACUCAACGUCCAGCCCACCCAAUUGCUGUUUCCGGGAAAGACUGCUUGCUACCAGGAUACGCCGCCGCAGCUCCUUUCCGCCUCACAAGCUCAUCUGACGUCACCUGGAUCUGCUUAGCCGCCUCCUUCACCACCGCAAGCUUCUGUGAUACUGAGAAACACGAUAACAGCCUGCCGCCCAAAUGUCGAUGUCCAACUUGUUUUUGUUCCGCCUGCACAACCUGCGCCGAGAGGAAGGCCGCAAGAAGAAGACCCGCCGUCCUGGGUUUCAAGACUGUACCAACCUGCUCACCCUGGCGCCCUCUAGACUCUACGAGAAGGCGCCCAUCACGCCAACAGAUUCCCUCGAUGAACUGGCCUCGCAUAUACCCAGAGUGCGCGUUGAGUACUACGUCAACGAGAACACCUUUAAGGAGCGGCUUCACCUGUACUUCGUUAAGAACCAGCGAUCAAGUCUCCGCAUUAGGAUCUUCAACCUGCUCAUCAAGUUGCUGACAUGUGUCCUGUACAUCGUGCGUGUGUGCCGAGACAUCGACCCCAUCCGUGCUAACUGCUACGACUGCCCCGAGGAUAAGGAGGUGACUGCGUACUUUCUCGAAUACGGCAACAAGACAGACGAGCGAUUUCAGGAGAACCCGGUGAUCAAUUGGCAGGCGGUGCUAUGGGUGAAUCGCACCUUACCGCUGUGGGCCAUCCAGGUGGUGGUGGCAACUGUGUCGCUCUCCGAGGCUCUGCUGCUGGCUUACCUCAAUUACAAGGGCAACAUUUGGCAGACGUUAAGGUCGUUCUACUUCAUUUUGGAACUUGUCAACACCAUCCCCUUCAUCCUGACAAUAUGUUGGUCGCCACUCAGAAACCUCUUCGUGCCGGUGUUCCUCAACUGCUGGCUGGCCAAACACGCCCUCGAGAAUAUGUUCAACGACCUCCACCGAGCGAUGCAGAGGUCGCAGUCGGCAUUAAGUCAGCAGUUGAUGAUCCUUUGUGCCACCUUCAUGUGUCUUGUCUUCACCAGCGUGUGCGGCAUUCAGCACUUCCAGCGGGCAGGAAACCGCCAUCUGAACCUCUUCCAGGCCGUGUACUACGUGAUCGUCACCUUCUCCACGGUGGGCUACGGAGACUUCGUGCCCGACAUCUGGCCCUCGCAGCUCUUUAUGGUCAUCAUGAUCUGCGUCGCGCUCAUCGUUCUCCCCACACAGUUCGAGCAGCUGGCAUUUACGUGGAUGGAGAGAAAGAAGCUCGGAGGGACGUACUCGGCCCAUAGAGCUCAGAGUGAGAAGCACGUGGUGGUCUGCUCCACUAACCUUCAGGCUGACACCAUCAUGGACUUCCUUAACGAGUUCUACGCCCACCCACACUUACAGGACUACUUCGUGGUGCUCCUGUCGCCCAUGGAGUUAGACCCGACGAUGAAAAUGAUCCUGCAGGUGCCGAUGUGGGCGCAACGGGUCAUAUACAUCCAGGGAUCGUGUCUCAAGGACGGGGACCUCACCCGGGCCAGGAUGAGCGAGGCGGAGGCGUGCUUCAUCCUGGCCGCCAGACAAUACACCGACAAGACCGCCGCAGACGAGCACACUAUCCUGCGUUCCUGGGCAGUGAAGGACUUCGCCCCCAACGUGCCCCAGUACGUGCAAAUCUUCCGCCCGGAGAACAAGCUGCACGUGAAGUUUGCAGAGCACGUGGUGUGUGAGGAUGAGCUCAAGUACGCCCUGCUCGCCAACAACUGCAUGAGUCCGGGCAUCUCAACCCUAGUGACGCUGCUGCUGCACACUUCCCGCGGCCAGGAGGGCCAGGCAUCACAGGAGGACUGGCACCGGCUGUACGGAAAGUGUUCUGGCAAUGAGAUCUACCACAUCAAGCUGAGCGACUCUAGGUUCUUCGGGGAGUACGAGGGGAAGAGCUUCACCUAUGCCAGCUUCCACUCACAUCGCAAGUAUGGCGUGGCUCUUGUUGGGGUCCGGCCAGCCGAGCUCCCAGAGUUUUAUGAAGACACCAUCAUGCUCAACCCAGGCCCAAGACAUAUCAUGAAGAAGACAGAUCUGUGCUUCUACAUGAGCAUCACCAAAGAAGAGAACAGUGCCUUUGUGGUGGGGUCUACUUCCACCAACACCACUACUGCCAACCAGGAGGGGAGGGUGGAGGGAGGGGGUGCUGAUGCCUCACUCACCAAAGACCCAGAGAGAGGUGUUGGAGGAGGAGAGAGAAGGGAAGGUGAUCGAGAGGAACCUUUACCCAAACCAAGAUCAGGGCGAAGGUGUGUUCUUCUCAAGCUGCGCUCAAACGUCUCUGUCAACGAGCUGCAGAAGAAAUUAGAGGAGGAGGUGGAUCGGAGAAGGGAGAAAUGGGAAGAAGAACAAGGAAGACAUAUAACCAGAGAGGAAGCCUUGGUAACCUCUACCAAACAAAAACUCAUUCAGGAGGAAGGAGAAUCAAUGGAGCUGCGGAAAAGUCACCCAAGACACAAGCUGGAGCGAGAAGACACGACAAAAUCCAACAGCCCUUCCUUGAGUGGUGGUAAUUUCCUUGAUGUCCCACGCUCCGACACCCUUAUCAGUGUCUCAGACAAACGCCCCGAGACUCGCCGUCCAUCCAUUCUACCUGUGCCAGACAUGUUCACUGGAUCCAGCCUCAAUAUUUCAAGCCAGGAACGAGGUAGUGAAGAUGUAUCAGGAGAGAGUGAUGAUGAGGUUGAUGAUGUGCCUUGGCGGUCACCGUCAGAGAUGAUUGCGAUCAUCAAGGGAUUUCCACCUGUCUCCCCAUAUAUUGGUGUGAGUCCCACCCUCUGCUACUUGUUGAAAGAAAAGAAGCCCCUCUGUUGCCUACAGCUAGCACAGAGUAGAAUCAGAUCUGUUUGUGAUCACUGUACCUACCGCAGUGCCAAGGAGUACAAUUGGCAAAACCGAGCUGUCAUCCUGGCUGCUGAUUAUGCAAGCAAUGGUAUCUACAAUUUUAUCAUUCCCCUCAGAGCACAUUUCAGGAAAAAGACAUUACUGAACCCUAUUAUCCUCUUGCUUGAGCGAAGACCAGAUGUUGCCUUUCUUGAUGCCAUCUCUUGGUUCCCUCUUGUCUACUGGAUGCUGGGUUCCAUUGACUGCCUUGAUGACUUGCUGCGGGCUGGCAUCAAUGUGGCAGAAAAUGUGGUGGUGGUUAAUAAGGAGCUUAACAACUCUGCUGAAGAAGACACUCUAUCAGACUGUAACACCAUUGUUGCCGUCCAGACCAUGUUCAAGUUCUUCCCCAACAUCAAAAUCAUCACGGAGUUGUCUCAGUCGUCCAACAUGCGCUUCAUGCAGUUCCGAGCUCGGGAUGCAUACGCCCUCCACCUGUCUAAGAUGGAAAAGGGUAGCCAGCCUCAGGGCCCUAGGAGUCGCCCUGCAUCUCGUCGCCGUUCUCGCUCAUUCCGACGGCGGCCUCCGCCGCAACGACCGAUUUACUACUCUGAAGUUAUAAAUCAGCUGGAACGGCGAGAAAAGGAGAGAGGAUCUCACAUCUCCUAUAUGUUUCGACUCCCCUUUGCUGCUGGGAGUGUGUUCUCAGCCAGUAUGCUUGACACACUCUUAUACCAAGCCUUCGUCAAGGACUACCUCAUAACUUUUGUCAGGCUUCUACUGGGAGUGGACCAGGCACCAGGUUCAGGCUUCCUCACAUCAAUGAAGAUUGGGAAGCAGGACUUGUGGAUCAGAACAUAUGGUCGACUUUAUCAGAAGUUGUGCUCCACUACCUGUGAAAUUCCUAUUGGCAUUUAUCGCACUAUAGAUACAAGCAACAUGGAACCUGGAAAUAAUGAUGGAGACGCCUCGGGCAUUGGCCAUUCCUAUUCUCACUUGUACGACACCACCUCUUGUUUCCUAUGCCAGAGCAACAAAAGCUCAAUGUUCUCAUUAAACAUAUCGGAUGAUCCAAAGGAGAUACACUGCAACCUGAUUGAACGGGCUGAGAUUGCUCAGUUAGUUCGUUCUCGUAUGCAGAGUUUAGCCCUCCCUCCUGAGGAUUAUGAUGAUGUAUCUGAAAAGCGCAAUUCUUUGUCCUUCGUGAUCAUCAAUCCCUCCUGUGACCUGAAACUGGAAGAAGGGGAUAUUGUGUACCUCAUCCGGCCAAGCCCCUUCUCAGCCCAGAAGACAUUUGAGCGUCACAACUCUCGGCGGAAAUCUAACAUCUCCCUUUGUGGAGACAACAGGCGGAGAAGUACCACAUUUGUCCGGCCCCCUCCUCUUACUGCUGCUCCUAAGUCCAAUUCUCUUAGUCUGCCAGACAGCCCACAGAUAUCUCCAGGAGCAGAAGGCCGACAGUUCUGCCCUCCUGAGGGUCUUUGUGGACCCUUGCUACAAGAGACCAGAAAUGGUUUUCACCAUGCGACGAAAUUGGCAAACAGGCGAGAUGAUGCAGAGCUAGCUGGAAGGUAUGUCCGUGGUCGUUCCAAUUCUCUCCGAGUGGAUGACAUCCUCAUGAGACGCUCCAAUUCCCUUCGCUUCGGCCUGGAAGCAUCACGUAAGAUAAAUAGUUUUGAGGAACUUGGCAUCAGCCCGCUCACACCACUCACACGUGACGAGCGAACGGGCUCUAUCAAGAUUCCUACCAAUGGGUCCAUCGGUCUAGAGGUUACACCUCCUGAAGAGUGUGGCUCAGAGGCCUCCGUCCCUUCCAUUCAGCUGCAAGGAACCAUCGUCUGACCCCCGCCGUCACCUCGACCUGCACGAGUCUGGUUCCACAUGGGUGGUGCUCGUGGGGUCGCCCGCUCACGCUCCCCACGACUUUGACGGCCAGCUGCCUCCUACACGUCUCGACCAGCCCUCGGCCCUGUGCCCUGGCCACAGUCACAGUGAGAGGAGGCUUGAAGGACUUAGUGUUGAGCUAUUGGCAAACCAGCUAAUGCUCAGAAUUAUAGUGAUGCCACAAGUGCUUGGUUAGAGUACUGUUCAUUAAAGUGUGAUCAGUACUGGAUGUUAUUUGAACCCUGGGUACAAAAGUAGAUGGAUUUUUAUUUUAACAAGAAACUAUAAAUCUAUCAAAUUAUUCACUGUAAGGUAGUGAUAUGAAAAUGGUGAUAUAUUGUUUCCAGUUUUGUAUAUUCAAAGAAACACAUUGAUGCGAGGUAUCAUAGCAUGAUCUAGUCAGUCAGUUUACCACAUGUUUAUUACCUCUGAGGCUUACCUUCCGUGAAGGGUUUGUCGUGUCCUAAGCAUAUGUAGGAUAUGAGUCUCAUCUGCCAUCUCAUGUGUAGCUCUGCUCAAAUUAAGAGGGCGUGUACUUUAUCAUCUGAAUAUCAUAGAGAUAAUAGUGUUUCUCUCUUUCAGAUUAUAAGAAAAGCUCUUCUUCCAUAUAUGCUGGCAAAGAACAAGUGUUCUUGUCAGAUAUUGUUGAAUAAGUGCUCUCCAUGUAAAGAGUUGCACAUUUCAGUUGUUUUCAUCUUAUAUGUUUCAAUGUAAGCUGAAUCAGCUAACUUUCAUGAUACAGGUAUUUGUAUAACUGAUGCAGAACAAACUAUUCUAGCAUUUCCUUAAGCAUAGUCAACCCUCUCUUUCAUUUUCUCUUUCAUCUUUUUCAUCAAACCUCAUCAGAACUAAUUUAGUCAUAAUGAAUAAUCACAGUGCAAACUGUUCAUCAAAUUAGAAGCAGACAAAAUCCAUAUGUUGUAAAUAGAUACAUAUGAUUUGCUAAAGCCAUAUAUUUAUGUAUAAAGUCAUCAUAGAUUAAGCAGGUUAGCCUGAUGGGCAGAGUUUAUUGUUUACAGAAUUGUCCCUGAAUCUUGCAACUGUGACAUUAUCUCUUAGGACUCUCAAGGCCAGGCCAGAGGGUGAGCUGUGGGGACCAGGCUGCAGGAAAGAGAACCCUCACAAGGGAACCUUUUCCUAAAGCUGUCAAGAGUAACAGGGACUGUUGGAUCACCUCAUUAUCAUUGUUCUCAUAUUUUUAACAUUUUAAUAUGAAUGAUUUGUGAAUGUGUAUGUAAUUUUCAAGUUUGUUAUAUUCAAGCCUUUAUGUGUCUAUAUCAUAGGUAUGUAUAUAUGAAUAUACAGUAUCAGUGUACAUAAAAAAACAUAGUUUAUAUUUAUUUCUAUAAAAAUAGACCAUUGUGAUAAGUCAGUUACAAUAUUUAAGAUAUAUUUCAUGAUAUACUGUACAUUGCGCCAUGGCAUCUGACCUGUGUGCGUCAUUUCAUAAUGCAUACAGGUGUUCUGUUAGUGCCCACUCAUGACUAGACUGAGGAGUGGCUGGUGGUAUGUACACAUUGGGUAGGGCAGUGCUCUGGCCACAUGGUGGGAGGCCUGAAUAUUGGUUGUUUGUUUCCUGUAGUAGGCAAAAAAAUGCAGGGUAAGGUGGACAACUUGUUUAUUUUGUUGUAGGAAACCUAAGAUGCAAACUUUCAAUAAGAGUUCAAGUAAUGUAAUCACUUAUCAAAGUUUUGUUGUAUGAAGAGGAUGCAAAUGGAAUUAUCACUUAAAUAUAUUAUUAGGCAUUUUGUUGUAUGGUUAUGAUGCAAAUGGAAUUUUAUCUUUGAUAUAUUGCUUACUUUCUCCCAACAAUCAGUUCCCCAUACUGCAGGGAACUCAACAUGUGGUGCUCUAAUAGUAUACAUUGAUGCCUCUUUGUUUACUUCCUCUUUCAUAUUUGCCUUUGUUGAAUGAAGAGGAAACUGUGAAACUGUGCUAUAUACAUUUUUUUUUUUAUUUCAGUAUUAGUAUGCAUGUAUUUUUGUGAUACAUUAUAUAUAUAUAUAUAUAUAUAUAUAUAUAUAUAUAUAUAUAUAUAUAUAUAUAUAUAUAUAUAUAUAUAUAUAUAUAUAUAUAUAUAUAUUUCUAUAUCCCUUCUCAUCAUAAUAUUUCAGCAUUGUACCUAAAAAGAAAUAGUUGCAUACUCAUUUGUAACAUUCAUUAGUGUGACAUAACUGAAUAGGAAAAUAAAAAUAGUCAGAUUAGGACACCCACUGACUUAAGGUUGUCUAGGUAAGUAUGAUUUCAUAAACCAAGAUGAAGUCAGUCAUUUCCUUUCCCUCAAGUAAUCAAGAUAAGGUUUAAUAUACCUAAGUAACUGCAGGAAUAUAUAUAUAUAUAUAUAUAUAUAUAUAUAUAUAUAUAUAUAUAUAUAUAUAUAUAUAUAUAUAUAUAUAUAUAUAUAUAUAUAUAUAUAUAUAUAUAUAUAUAUUAUAUUUUUUCAAUAAUAUGCCAGUGAAUGUAAAUGGGGUUUGAUAUAUGGUGCCUGUUCCAUCUGAUCACUGUGUUAAGGUAUUGUUCAUAGUUGUAAACAACAGGAAACAAACAAUUUAUGCUCUAAGGCCAAAAGAGCUGCAAUGAAAAAAAAAAAAAAAAAUCAAGCAUAAUCCAGCAUAAUUUCAUAAUUUUAUUCCACUUGUUACAUAGUUUAUUGCAUCUUUCAUCAUAGCACAUGUCUAGUAUUAAGUCUAGAUGCCAGUCCUGGUGUCAGGCCAAAGGUGCCAUAUUACUAUACCUGACCCAAACAAUACACACUUAAUGCCAAGUUACCAGUUGUCAUAUUAUCCCACUACAGUUAAAAAGCCCCUUGUGAUGCUUUGGUUCAUCUACUUUACCAUAAUUCAGCAUUUUGAAGGAUACAUCUUAUUUCAGCAUAAUCAAUAGGUUUGUAUGCUUAGUUAUUGAAAUAUAAAACUAAAAAAUAUUAUAUGCAUUUUUCUCUCAGUUUUGGUUUCAUAGUACAUUAAUGUUGAUACCACAAGAAAGAACUGUAUUUAGUCUCCAAAUCUUUUCUCAUUUUAAUAAAAGAAAAUUACAUAUUUUCAUAGAAAAUAACCUAUUGUUAGAAAAGAAGGCCUAUGUAUCUAUCCAGGUCACUUUCACAUAUUUUGUUACUUUUGGUCACCAUAAAUAUUUUUAUGUUAUUGUAUAUUAUUAGUCAUAAGUUUCCUAAUGCAUUCUACAUCAGCAGGGCCCAAGCAUCACCCUACUGGGCCCUUGUAUUCAGGUGAAGCUUGGGCCAUUCUCCAUCCUUUAAUAAAUGAUAAUGAUCAUCAAUAUUAUCAUACUUUGAUGUCUUGCUCCAUUUUGGAGGUUCAUGGCAUGUUAAACCUCCCUUACAGGCUGUUCUGCAAUGCCUCCAUAAACCUUUGCUUUUGAUAUUAUGAAAGUUUUCAAUAGAUUCUGACAUAAUCUUUAGUUUUUCACCAUCCUUACAAAAUGCUUCUAUUUCUUUAUCUUAUGUAUGUAUUAUACUGCCAUACAUUUAUAAAUUUUAUAUUGCCUGCUCUUCCAACAGAUCCUUAAGUACUUUUGUAUGUAAGUUGACAUCUCUCUCUUAUUAUGGGACCAUAGAGGCUCAUCAUAGGAGCUGCUUUUCAUCAGUCCAUUUAGCUGCAUGAGUAAGUAAGAUAUUCACACAGUGGUGUAGGUUAUUCACCUACAGUCGUCUACUGGUCACCCAGCCAGCCGCUUCCCUGCAGAAAGAGCUCAGAGCUCACGUUCAUGUCCAUCAAUCAGGCAGUGUAAGAAAGUUAUUUGACAAGUGAUGCAAUCUGUUACAGUACCAUUAUUACUAAAUUUUUUUUUUUUAAUAUUUUAGUUUUUAGAGAAAGAAGAAUGUUUCAUUAUAUCGCUAAGCAAUCAAUCAUUUUAAGUACAUUAAAUAACAAUGCUGUAAAAGAGAAAGAGUCUUAUUUUAGCAAUGGUGUAAAUGUAUUUUUUUUUUCACCAUAAAGGCAUUGAAUUGCAGUUUAAUUUUUUAGGCAUUGUUCUCUGAUGAGAGUGAGAGAGCUCAACAGAUUGCUGCUGCUAGUACUGUACAUGAUAGAUUUUUCCUUCACUCCACCAGCAGUAAGAUAGGCAUGCCUGCCCAUACACUGCGAUUUUUUUUUUCCUGUAUCAUUUAUCAUGUUCUUGGUGACUGAAUACAUGAGAAAAUGUGGAUGAGGAAGAGGGUCUAGUAAGUUAGUCUGCCAGGGAAACAGAAUGGAUGAAUUAUGAAAAAACUUUGUUUAAAAUGAUUUUCUCGUUUUAUUUCAUUUACAAAGUUUUAGCUUUCAGCAUAAUCAUUUACAAGGUUUCCCAAAGUAAUGUGUCUUUGGUGUGUGUUACGGAAUGGAUCUGAAACUAAGGAUACACCAGAGAAGUACAAGUGAAGCUUUUGCUGCUUUAAUGGAUUUGGAGAAUUUUACACAGGAUAGAGUGUUUAGAAUGUAAAGAGCGGGUAUAAGAUAGCAGAGGGUAAUGAGAAGUGUUACUUUUGAGGGGGCUAGUCAGAUUGGUGUAGACUCUGUAGUGUGGACCCGUCUAUAUGAUAGAACAUCCCAUGACGUAGGCAUAAGUGAUGCAUGGUUAUACGUAGUGAAAACGAUCUUUUAUCACGAUACCCUAUAAGGUGUUUACUCAGAGUGAAUAUAAGUGAUAUUAUAGUGACAUUGUGAACCACUAAAUAAGCAAAACAAAUACAUAAGAUUUUCCACAGUGUUGGUAUUUUAAGAAAUGUUAUUGGUUCGCAGAAUAGUUUCGAACUAACUUCUCGAUCCUGAAGAAGUCCCGAGUCAUGAAGCCCUGAAUCUUGGCAGAAUCAGCUGGAGGAAGUUUAGACAGAGAUGGCGUGGAAGUACUGUUUGUCCGUGAGGCUUUAAUCUGUUGUGUUGCGUUGACCCAAAGAAGGUAGUGUUGAAUUGCAGUGUGUGAAAGAGCCUGCCGAGCCCUGAGCUGUGCCAGUCACCGAGGAUCGAUCAACUUGCGAGUCGAGAUUAACCUUCAGCCAGACGCGGGUGGUGAACAGCGCUGCACACAAGAACACAAGACCUACAAGUGCAUCAGUGUCCCACAAGCGUCCUCUCUCUCACGCCCAUUCGUGGGGAGCAAAGCAAUAAAGAGGAUCAACUCGGACACUCAUGGCCACAGGGAAGGCAACACCCUGUCCCCGCGCCCUCCACCUGCCGCCCCUCGUAAUGCAGAAUGUCCCUCGCGCCCUUCAUCUCCCUCCUUCACACCGCCGGCCGUCCGUCAGCCUCCCCGCCCGAGCAAACAAGCACCAGCAGCACCAACAGCAGCAGCAGCAGCAGCAGCAGCAGCAGGAACGUGUUUCCGGUAAGAAAGUGAAGAGGCGCCAGGUGAAGCAGGUAACCGAGGAGCGUUAACCAGGCUCAAGACAGGAGUGGGAGGAGGACUGGCAGAGAAGCAGCAGCCGGAUGUCUGCCUACCUGACUGUUCUCAGAGGAAAUAGAAGUAUGUUUUCUUCAACAUAAUUCAUCAAUAAUACCUUGUCUUAAACCUCUUCCCACACCAACACAAAACCAGCCUAAAAUGAUUGGAUGAAUUUUGGAAGAAAAGACAACAGGAGACACAGCAAGAGAUGAAUGCUUGACAAGAAGAGAGACCAUUCUGCUGUGACCAGGCCAUCCCAGAAGUGGAAGUGAAGAUUGAAAAAUAUAGGUACAUAGGUAACCUUACAAUGUGUACUGUACGAAAGUUUUCAAUAAAUCAGGUUUAAGAAAUUU
Molecule: messenger RNA, 12080 nt
Organism: Scylla paramamosain (green mud crab)
Lineage: Eukaryota; Metazoa; Arthropoda; Malacostraca; Decapoda; Portunidae
Gene: SLO2
Product: potassium channel subfamily T member 2-like
Biological process (GO): potassium ion transmembrane transport
Cellular component (GO): plasma membrane
Molecular function (GO): outward rectifier potassium channel activity; intracellular sodium-activated potassium channel activity
Source: RefSeq, a predicted model, not a curated record